AUGACCGAUAUCGAUCCGAAUUCUCCCGCCAACCUCCGUGCACUCAUGCUCUAUGACAUUUCUCAACGGAAAACAAUGCAAGAAUCAAUAGAAAGUCAUCGAGUUUUGUGUGAACAUUUGGGAAAACAAGGGAUUUCAUAUGAUGAAUAUGAGCUUUGUUUCAAUCGAUGUCUCAAUGAAAACUAUCAUUCUACUAUAGCGAAAAGAGAUCUCACGAUUCCUGAUAUCUAUGUAUGCAUUCUAUCUGAUGUCAUCAAUGGAAAACUUGCUGAAAAAUCAAUCGAUGAUUUGUGUAAAGCAUUCAAAGAUCAUAAAAUCGAUAAGGAAGAUCAUCUCUAUUGGUUCAAACGCUUCGAAAAUGGACACCUAUUCAGUCCUGUUCUAUUGUUCCCAAAUGAUGUUCUUUUUGAAAUUGCUGAGCGAUGUGAUUUGAAGACAUAUCUGAAGCUUCGAAAAGUGUCUUCUGGCCUUCGAAACAUCGUUGAUCGGCUGAAACCGCCCUACAAAAAUAUCGAAAUUCGUAUCUACCCGUAUCUGAUAACUCUACGUCUCAAUGAUGUGUUGCUAAAGUAUCCCCAUCUACAAGGAUCUGAAGUCGCAUUCGAGGAAUUGAAAUUUGCACUGAUGAAUCCGAAACUUAAACUGGAAACUCUUCGUGUCGCAUGGUAUUCCUCACCAUUACGUAAUAAGGUUGUAGGAAAAUAUAUAACUAUGUUCGAUGAUCUUCUCAACUCUCUGAAUCACAAAAUCCACGUGGAGCACUGCUCGAUUAACGCUGAACGAGACGAAAGAAUGAUAAGCGUUUUGCAGUGUUUGAAGCCUGGAACACUUGAAGUGAUGACUCUGACAGGAGGACUAAUUCAUGAAAACAGUCAAAUUUCCACAUUGGAACAGUGGAAACAAGCGAAACAUGUCAAAGUCGAAACAAUUUUUAUGGUUCCAAUAAGGAUUUUUUCAAAUUUCGCUUCUUUCGAAGUGAGUUCGACGCCGUUUUUCACUGAAGAUGUUGCCAAAUUGAUAGAUGUAAAAAUGUCGCAACAGACAACCACCAGCAUUUACGAGUCAAAAUUCGCUCAAUCUGACAAAACUGAUGCAAUUCUCGUCGUUGAUGAAAAGAAAUUACAUGUGAAUAAAGCGGUUCUUUCCUGCCACUCUGAGUUCUUCAACACACUAUUUAAUGGAGAAUUCAAGGAAAAAUCGAUGACUGAAAUACCGAUUGAAGAUGUCGAUUUUGAGGAUUUCGCCACACUUUUGAGUCUUGUCCAUCCGAAUCCAAUCAAGCCGAAAGAAGAAAACGCGGAGAAGCUUCUGGAGCUCGCCGAUCGUUUCAUGCUUCCAGCAGCUAAAUUCACUUUAGAACUUUUUCUGAUCGCAACGCCUUUGACGACGAUGCAGAAAAUUCAACUCGCCGACAAGUACAAAUUGGACAGUCUUCUGAAUCAAGCUGUGGCUUCGUUGGUGUUGAAUGAGAUUUGUGGAAUUCGAAGUAAGCUGGAUUUCAAGAGAAUAUCGGAUAAUACUAAAUCUGUUCUUUUUGUUCGCAUGCUUGAUAUAAUGGGAUAUUGA
This is a messenger RNA of Caenorhabditis remanei, 1566 nucleotides long. RefSeq lists its product as uncharacterized. NCBI's taxonomy places the organism in Eukaryota, Metazoa, Nematoda, Chromadorea, Rhabditida, Rhabditidae. Bases 1 to 1566 code for a protein of 521 amino acids. Gene Ontology annotation, molecular function: protein binding. The transcript has 6 exons. The record is from RefSeq and is a predicted model, not a curated record.